AUGUCGAGGAGACAAUUUGAACGUUUGAUUACAAUUGAAACAAAUUCAAUUUUACCAGCUAACAAAUUGGCAACAGAAAUUGUUACAUUGCAGAACAAAAAUGAACCUCAACAACAGACUUCAAAUUCAUCAGAAAAUGUUAUACAUUCUAAUGCGUCAGAUGAUGUUGAUGAUUCAAUUAUGCUAUCAGUUGGUAACCAUUCAAGUUCAAUUAAUUCACCUUCUGAAGAUACUUGUAUUGAUGAUACUAAUUUAUGUAUGCCUUUAACUAGUAUUGGAUGUGAUAAUAAUAAUUCACUUGAAAAUAAAUUAAGACAUUUAAUAUCUAAAUACCAUGUUUCCCAUAAUUUUAUAAAUGAACUCUUAAUUGUAUUAAGAUCUGAAGGUCUAAAAUUACCUAAAGAUGUAAGAACUCUAUUAAAAACUCCUCGUGCACACGAAAUUGUUAAUAUACAUCCUGGAUCUUAUAUUCAUAUUGGAAUUGAGUUUUUGAUAAGACCAAUUUUAGAAGCAUAUUACAAUCAACUUCAUGAUAUUUCUUUAAUAAAAUUAAGUUUAAAUAUUGAUGGACUACCACUGACAAAAAGUUCCAAAUCAAGUUUCUGGCCUAUUUUAAUUUCAUUUGUUGACAUUCUUGAGCUAUCACAAAAAUGUUUACCUGUUGGUAUUUACCAUGGUCAGUAUAAAAAACCCACAUCAAUAUUUGAAUUUUUAAAUCCGUUUAUUAAUGAAAUGCAAUUUAUCAAGGCUAAUGGAAUAAAAAUAAAAAAUAAAGUAUUUAGGUUUGAUAUUAGCCAAGUAGUUUGUGAUAGUCCCGCUAAGGCCUUUAUACUUAACGUUAAACAGCACAAUGCGUAUCACAGUUGUAACUCGUGUAUAGAAGAAGGAACUUUUUUAAAUAAUCGUAUGUCAUAUUCAGGUAUAAAUUCCCAAUUACGAACAAAUGAAUCAUUUCGUAGUAAAAAGGAUGAAGACUAUCAUAAAGGCAUUAGCCCUUUAGAAAUGUUUCCUGAUUUAAACAUAACAGAUGCUGUAGUGUUAGAAUAUAUGCAUUGUGUGUGCCUAGGUGUGAUGAAGCGAUUACUAUUAUUUUGGAAAAAAGGAAAAAAAACCACACGUUUUAUUAAUGAUGAUAUUGAAAAUGAGAUAUCAACAGAUCUUAUACGUUUAAAAUCAUUUUUUCCAAAAGAAUUUAGCCGUUUACCUCGUUCAUUAGAAGAGCUCGAGUUCUGGAAAGCCACAGAAUUUCGCUCAUUUCUACUUUAUUCUGGCCCGAUUGUACUCAAAGGAAAACUAAAAAAGUCAUUAUACAAACAUUUUAUGUUGCUACACUGUUCAAUCCGAAUACUUAUGUCGGAUGAAACAUGCAUCACCUACAAUGAAUUAGCCAAUAGUUUAUUAAGACAAUUUGUUACUCAAUAUUCAAAUCUAUACGGAGAGGAAUAUAUAACUUAUAAUGUACAUGGCUUAAUACAUUUAGCUCAAUUUGUAAAAAUUCAUGGUUCGUUAGACAAAUUUAGCGCUUUUAAAUUUGAAAACUGCUUACAAAUUAUUAAAAGUACUUUAAAAAAUUGUAGAUUUCCUCUUCAAGAUGUGUAUAAUAGAUUAAUAGAAUAUAAAAAUAUUGAUAUUGCUCCUUUUGUGAAUUACCCGAUUUUAAAAAAAGAAAUUGCUUAUGAUCCCUUGUUGUACAGUGAUCCCACUGAUACAUUGUAUGAAUCAAUAGUUUUAGAAAAAUGGAUUAUAAGUACUGUGAAUAAUAAAAAUAUGUAUUUUAUGUUAAAAAAUGAAAAUGUUAUUUGUAUCAAAAAAAUUAUAAAAAAGGCAAUUGGAAAUAUAAUUUUAGAAGUUGUUAAGUUUAACUCAAUGCCAAUGUUUAAUGAUCCAUUUAAUUCUAGUUUGAUUGGUGAUUUUUAUGUAGAUUUAUCUAGUCAAAGCAUUUCUUUUUUUAUUAAUUUGUGUGAUAUAAAGUAUAAAUGUUUGUUUAUCAAUGUCUCAAAUAUAAAAGCUAUUUCAAUAACUUGUGUACAUAAUGAUAAUUAA
Messenger RNA from Macrosiphum euphorbiae (potato aphid), 2043 nucleotides. The record is from the annotation of a GenBank genome assembly. Lineage: Eukaryota; Metazoa; Arthropoda; Insecta; Hemiptera; Aphididae.